AUGAGCAGUGGAGAGACAGGAGGAGCAGGGGAGACACGGGAGGAGCAGGGGAGAGACAGGAGGAUGAGCAGGGGAGAGACAGGAGGAGCAGGGGAGAGACAGGAGGAGCAGGGAAGAGACAGGCGGAGGAGCAGGGGAGAGACAGGAGGAGCAGGGGAGAGACAGGAGGAUGAGCAGGGGAGAGACAGGAGGAUGAGCAGGGGAGAGACAGGAGGAGCAGGGAAGAGACAGGCGGAGGAGCAGGGGAGAGACAGGAGGAGCAGGGGAGAGACAGGAGGAGCAGGGGAGAGACAGGAGGAUGAGCAGGGGAGAGACAGGAGGAGCAGGGGAGAGACAGGAGGAGCAGGGGAGAGACAGGAGGAGGAGCAGUGGAGAGACAGGAGGAUGAGCAGGGGAGAGACAGGAGGAGCAGGGGAGAGACAGGAGGAGCAGGGGAGAGACAGGAGGAGGAGCAGUGGAGAGACAGGAGGAGCAGGGGAGAGACAGGAGGAGGAGCAGUGGAGAGACAGGAGGAUGAGCAGGGGAGAGACAGGAGGAGCAGGCGAGAGACAGGAGGAGCAGGGGAGAGACAGGAGGAGGAGCAGUGGAGAGACAGGAGGAUGA
This is a messenger RNA of Knipowitschia caucasica, 603 nucleotides long. NCBI's taxonomy places the organism in Eukaryota, Metazoa, Chordata, Actinopteri, Gobiiformes, Gobiidae. The record is from the annotation of a GenBank genome assembly.